UCCCAAAACAUGUUGACACCCGGUUCAGCAGCUACAUGACAGACUCGCUUAAUCUGCGUUGUCUUGCAAUCUAACCAACAAGAGUUACAGAUCUUCAAGUAAACAUGGAUUACAGCUGUCAUUGAAGUGAAAGGCCUGAACAGUGAUGACAUCAGCAUCAGCAGCCACUGGCAUCUAUACAGGCCUUCUCGGCAUCGCCCCAUCCGGCCUGAAACAGGGCAGGUCUUCUUCAUGCAGCUCCACUUAGGCCUGAACCAAAUAUAGACCAAUCACAGGCUUUCCUUGAGCACUUAUGUUGUCGUCAGCCUGUAACACGGGAGUAUCUGCAGGUGUAGGAGGAAGUGUUGUCAUGGAGACAUCCAACUUUGCCCAUGUCAUCUUCCAGAAUGUUGGGAAAAGCUUCCUCCCGCAGGCAGCGCUUGAAUGUCAUUACACACUCACCUCUUUCAUCACCCCACAUCCAAAAGACUGGGUUGGCAUCUUUAAGGUGGGCUGGAGCAGUGCACGAGACUACUAUACGUUCCUCUGGUCUCCCAUGCCUGAAAACUACACCGAGGGAUCCACUGUUCACCGUACCAUCAUCUUUCAGGGUUAUUACGUUCCCCGUAGUGAUGGUGAGUUUUAUCAGUUCUGCUACGUCACACAUACGGGUGAGAUCAGAGGUGCGAGCACGCCGUUCCAGUUCCGCCCAGCUACGCCCACAGGGGAGGAGCUACUGACAGUGGAAGAUGAGGGGAACUCGGACAUACUGGUUGUGACAACAAAGAGCGGACUACUUGAGCAGCGUGUGGAGGAAGUUCAACAGGAGUGCAAAGAGCUUCAGAAAGCACUACGCCUCCUCACGCAGGAGAGAGAUCAGCUCCAGGAGCGGCAGAGACAACAGAACCAGCAGGAGCUGCAGAAAGUCCUGUGUGAGGAGAAGGAGGAGGCUCAAGCCAGAGUAAGACAGCUUGAACAAGACCUGCUAGAAAUCACACAAAAAGCUGUUCUUAAAGAGACUGAACUGGACUGUUUAAAAAACAGGCUGCAGAAGGUGAUUUCUGAGAGGGACGGUCUGCAAACUCAACUGAAGAAUGAAAGAGACGAGAGGGAUCUUAACAAAUCUCAUGUGCGUAGCGCCGAGCUGGAAAACACAAAACUCAGUGCAGAGCUGCAGAUGCUGAAGGCAGUGGAGCUGAACAGAGAGGUCACCAUCGCACGGUACCAGGAGGAACUGCACAGACUACGCACGGAUAGAGACACAGACCCCACUUAUGCCGGUCUUAAAGAGCGGUUGCGUCAAGCUGAGGAGCAGCUCCAGGCCAUGCGGCAACAGGCAGCCAUGUUGGGCUCUGAGUUACGUGACGCCUCUGGCGGGCGGGAUCGCACCAUGGCUGAGCUGUACCGUGCCCGCCAGGAGGCUGAGGACCUACGAGCCUGUUUAGUUGAAGCCCAGGAAGAAUGCAGGCAUGCUCAGAAUCAGCUGGACAGGAUGAGAAGCCAGGCAUCACAGGAAGUGGGUAGGGCUGGAGUGGGUGUGGUGUCAGAGCUGGAGGCGGAGUUACAAAAGGAGGUUGAGGAACUAAAGCUGCGUCUGAAUAUGGCUGCAGAGCAUUACAAAGAGAAAUACAGAGAGUGCCAACGGUUGCGAAGACAAGUCACCAAACUAACUCAGCAACAGGAGAUGCAGCAGGGGGACUCCAGCAGGAAUGAUGCCUCUACAGAGACCACACUGGAGUUACACACCCCAGAUGCAGAGACACCUCCCAUAGAUCAACAUCCUGCUGAGAUCAAACCUUCAAUGCAAAGAGAUGCCGAGAGACAGAGGGAUGAUGAAGGUAGAACUGGACAGGAGGAGGAGGAAGAUGAUGAUGAAGAGGAGGAGGAGGAGGAGUGUAGCGUGUCAGUAGAAGCUGAGCUUGCCAGCAUGGAGGAGAAAUGGAGAGAGCAGUGCACCGUCAAUGAAAACCUGAAGCUUCUGCUAGCCAAUGAGAAGAAGCAGUUUCAAACUCAGUUGUCAGAGAAGGACAGAGAGGUGUCCGCUCUGAGGGAAAGUCUUGUGGUGGUGACCAGGGAAAAGGAGAGACUGGAAAAGGAGUUGCGGCAGUGUAUGAACAGAGGAGAGACAGCAGGAAGUCGAAAUUCAAAGGUCAGAGAGCCAGUGGUGCUGCGUUACCCACUACCGUAUCCACAAGACCCACCUCCUCUUCCACUGGUACCCCAACAGCCUGCUGAACUGCAGUAUGGGAACCCCUAUUCAGAGCAAGAGACCCGAGAUGGAGCAGAUGGUGCAUUAUCCCCAGAAGAAACCUGUCGCCCCCCUCCAUUGGCUCCACCACCUUGGGGCGGUCCUGUGGUCUGCAGUCAGCCAUCACGCAGUCUCAGCCCCCCUGACGGCCUGGAGAAUCCCCCUGAAGAGCGGCCUAGUGGAGGUGAUGGUGAGGCCCCUGCAGUCUGUGAUCAUCAGAGCCUGGAAUCUAAUGAGAGCCACACAAGCUUCUGUUUUGACACCAGACCUGACGUUCAUAAGCGAUGUCCCCUUUGUGAGGUGAUCUUCCCACCACACUUUGAGCAAAGCAGUUUCGAACGACACGUCGAGUCUCACUGGAGGGUGUGUCCCGUCUGCAGCGAGCAGUUUCCCCUAGACUGCCAACAGCAUCUCUACGAAAAGCAUGUGCACACACACUUCGAUGGCAAUGUUCUCAACUUCGACAACUUGGAUUAGAGAUGAAAACAAUAGAUGUUUGCUUUUAGUUCAAUAUAAAACGCCUCAGGUGAUUCAGGGUUCGAAACACGCUGAUAUUGUCACUUUGUUGUAACUGCUGAACAACUCAUGUCAGGAGGACUCGCCAUCAGAAUAUUUGAUUUGAACAUAAACAUUAAUUUAGGUACAGAAUACUACAUUAAUGGUCUUCAGGUGUUAUAGAUGUGAAAAAAUAAUGUAAAGCACUUUUUUUUGUAAAUUUUGUGUACUACUGUAAAAUGAGAGCAGAGAGCUUUAGGAUAUUGUUUAUGAAAAUGAAGUAUUUAUUUGAAAGGACCAAUGAUGUAAUGAAGUUUAUUCGGCCAAAAAAAGAGAUGGCGAUAAUUAAUAAAAACCUAUUCACUAAAAA
Pimephales promelas (fathead minnow) is the source of this 3092-nucleotide messenger RNA. RefSeq names its product Tax1 (human T-cell leukemia virus type I) binding protein 1a (gene tax1bp1a). The record is from RefSeq and is a predicted model, not a curated record. Lineage: Eukaryota; Metazoa; Chordata; Actinopteri; Cypriniformes; Leuciscidae.